GCAGUUACUAUCCAGGUCGAAUAAUUAUCCAGUCGAAUCUCCUUCUGGGGUAUACAAUUGAAUUUAUUUGCUAUCAAGUACUUGACUGCGUAUCAGUACCACUAUGCGAGCGAUCGGCAUUCGCGGUGGGAAAGGCAAUGUUGAUGCCCUUUUCAUCGAAGAGAUCCCCACUCCGAAGCUGAAAGGUGGCGAUGCCUUGAUCAGAAUCAGGGCCUUCGGUUUGAACCGAAUGGAUCUAUUGCAGCGCGAGGGCAAAUACCCCGUUCCGCCGCAGGCUCCAAGCACCAUGGGGGUAGAAUUCUCUGGUGUAAUCGAGGAACUCGGAGCAGCCGAUUGCAAUGGCUUUCGGAUAGGCGAUGAGGUUUUCGGCUUGGCGUAUGGUGGUGCAUAUGCUGAGUACAUCGCUGUAUCGACGAAUAUGUUGAUACAUAAACCUCUCGAUAUGACUUGGAUAGAAGCAGCAGGAAUACCCGAGACAUGGAUCACGGCAUGUCAAGCUCUUUAUUUGAUCGGUGGUCACACGCCAGGCAAAUCCGUUCUCUGGCAUGCUGGAGCAUCAUCAGUGUCGAUAGCUGGAAUUCAGCUUGCUCGAAACAGUGGUGCAUCGGAGAUUUAUGUAACUGCUGGUUCUAAGGAGAAGCUCGACUUUUGCGUCGGUCAAUUGGGUGCUACUGCUGGUUAUAAUUACAGGGACCAGAACUGGGAUUCGGAGAUCUUGAAUGCGACAAAGGGCCGUGGUGUCGAUGUUAUAAUCGAUUUUGUCGGUGCGACACACUUCCAGGGCAAUCUGAAUGUAGCGGCAAAAGACGCUCACAUUGUUCAGCUGGGACAAAUGAGUGGCUCAAUACUCCCUGGUAAUGUUGACAUUAGUGGCAUUUUAAUGAAGCGGAUAAGGUUCGAGGGCAGCACGUUACGGAGCAGAGACGAACAAUACCAAAAGAAAUUGCGUGAUCUCUUGGUUAAUCAGGCAUUACCAAGAUUCAAGGACGGAACUUUCAAAGUUUAUGUGGAAAAGGUUUUUUCAUUUGAGGAUAUUGCAGAUGCUCACAGGCUACUUGAGAGCAACCAGACGAAAGGGAAGAUCAUCUGCACCUUUAACUAGUCAUAUUCAUGAUUUGUGGCUUGGCCUGCCACAGAAUCAGAAGCAGGCGCUACCAGGUGGCAUGUACAGCUAGCUAAGCUAACUAACUACAGAAUGUUUGAGCUAAGCCGCAACAAGUGUACGAGUGAAUGUCUCUCCGAGCGUCCGAGGUCUACCUGCU
Aspergillus aculeatinus CBS 121060 is the source of this 1262-nucleotide messenger RNA. Its product is annotated as NAD(P)H-quinone oxidoreductase. NCBI's taxonomy places the organism in Eukaryota, Fungi, Ascomycota, Eurotiomycetes, Eurotiales, Aspergillaceae. Gene Ontology annotation, molecular function: oxidoreductase activity. Bases 104 to 1102 code for a protein of 332 amino acids. The transcript has 4 exons. The record is from RefSeq and is a predicted model, not a curated record.